AUACAUAUAUUCGUAAUGCCGGACGCUGCACAGGAAUUAGCCACGGUGCGUUGCUUUCUUAAAGAGCGUUUGCAGCGAGACUAUACAACGCUUCGCGGGUAUGAAACGGAGCGCUCCAAUGUGCGACAGCUCCUGGAGCGCACAGCUGAAGGCGAAUCCAAUUCUCUACUGUUAAUAGGACCGCGCGGCGCCGGAAAGACUACGCUAAUAAAUGCCGUACUGACAGAUUUAAUGGUGAAGAAAUCAUUUGUAGACAACACGCUCAUCGUUUCCCUGGAUGGAAAUCUGCACACAGACGAUCGCAUUGCACUUAAGUCCAUUACGGUGCAGAUGUGCUUGGAGAAUGUCGCUGAUGGAAAGGUUUUUGGUUCUUUUGCUGAGAACCUGGCAUUUCUAUUGCAGUGCUUGAAAGCCGGCGACAAAAAGUCAAAGAGCGUGGUCUUUAUAAUCGAGGAAUUCGAUCUCUUUUGCACACAUCACAAUCAAACUCUGCUAUACAAUCUGUUCGAUGUUUCACAGUCGGCACAAGCACCUAUUUGUGUUAUAGGCGUAACCUGCCGUCUGGAUGUUAUUGAACUUCUUGAGAAGCGAGUCAAGUCGAGGUUUUCACACAGACAAGUUUUUCUGUUCCCCAGUUCCGAGGCAUUCGAAGAGUACACCGCGCUCUUCGAACAGUUGCUGCACAUUCCAAGUAACAAGGAGUUGAAAUUAAAUUCGGAUCGUGUGGACAGCUUGGAACUGCUCAAAUCACAGGUUUUCACAUUCCAUCGCAAUCACUUCGAUCCCGUCGAAUAUGAGUUUGAGAAGAAAAUUGUCGAAAACUGGAACAAACACAUUGCGAAGCUGAUAAAGCUGCCAUCAGUACUGAAAUUACUCCAGACACUUUAUGAUUUUGAUAUAAGCGAGGCUUUUCUCAAAACCUUCGUAUUCAGGCUUGUUGCACAGCUUAAGCCCAAUGAGCCACACAUUACAGUGGAACAAAUGGCGGCGCUCGCUAGUCAAUAUGAAUGCGACGAUAAAAUCGAACUACUCUGUGGUCUUUCGGUGCUGGAGAUUUGCCUGAUCAUAGCUAUUAAACAUCAUUCAGAGAUCUACGACCAUGAUCCGUUUAACUUUGAAAUCAUUUUUGCACGUUUCUCAAAAUUUGCCAAGGUUUCCAGUACAAUGCAAAACGUGGAGCGUGCCAUAGUCCUAAAGGCUUUCGAGCACUUGCGCAUUGUGGAGCUGAUCAUGCCUCUAUCGGUCGGUGGGUUGGGAAAGGUGCAAAAGGAGUUUGAAAUGCAUAAAAUGGCAUUGACAUAUGGACAGAUCCAACAAGCAGUUAACAAAUAUCAGGCAUUACCAACGGAGGUUGCGCAGUGGGCGCUUAGCUCGCUCAUUUGAAAUUCUACGACUCUCCAGCAGCAGUCUAAUGUUUCAAUAUUAUUUCCUUAAUUUAACAAGUUAUUUAUUUAAAUUAAAGUUUAAAUUAAAUUUA
Molecule: messenger RNA, 1477 nt
Organism: Scaptodrosophila lebanonensis
Lineage: Eukaryota; Metazoa; Arthropoda; Insecta; Diptera; Drosophilidae
Gene: Orc4
Product: origin recognition complex subunit 4
Exons: 3
Coding region: 16-1383 (455 amino acids)
Biological process (GO): DNA replication; DNA replication initiation
Cellular component (GO): nucleus; nuclear origin of replication recognition complex
Molecular function (GO): ATP hydrolysis activity; DNA replication origin binding
Source: RefSeq, a predicted model, not a curated record